UGAGAGCCUGAACUGUCAAACUGUGAAAAAAUAACAUUUUUUACCUUUCCUCCUGUGCGUGUGGUGCGUGUUCUUCUGGACGGUAGCUGACAUCAGCAUUAGGAAAGGGAGAAAAUUGGUGUUCCUACUGUUAAAUUGGCGAUAAAUAUGCAUUAGACUGGAAGGAAAUGCUAGUUUCCGUGGAGCAGUCCAAUGUAACUGCUUAGAGCGGCACGAUUAUCGAUAGCCGCAAAACUGGAAGCACAGUCCUCUUCUUCCGGGUAGUGAAGCAGGCAAUAGGUAUCUGGACGGUUGAAGGCAGUGCCAAGUAGACUAUUGGUGGUCGGUGACAACGUUCGUAACGAACUGGAGAAGCUCAAGCAUGGCUUGGAUCUAUUGAAAAGUGGCAUCAUCUUCUUCGAAAUUACGGCUGUGAUAUGAUCUGAGCUAGAGCAACCCAUAAUUCUGCACGACUAGGAACUUUUCGAGUCAAUAUCUAAUAUAGGAGAACACGGAUUUCGUUAAGAUAUGAACAGUAUGGAUAACCCAGGAGACAUAAACAUGGAAGUGACCCGGCCACCCGUGAUGAAAGUUGCCAGUUGCAGUAAACCGUUCCAAUGUUCAGAGUGCGAGAAACAGUUUCGACAGCUCAGCACUCUGACCAACCACAUGAAAAUCCAUACAGGCGACAAACCCUAUAAAUGCACAAUAUGCUCGAAAGAGUUCCGCCAGACUACAACGUUAUCGAAUCACAUAAAAAUACACACAGGUGAAAAACCAUUUCACUGCUCGUUUUGUAGUAAACAGUUUCGGCAGCUGAGUACGCUUUCGAAUCAUCUGAAAAUCCACACUGGUGAAAAACCUUACGAAUGUUCCGUUUGUGGAAAGCAGUUCCGACAGUCUAGUACGCUUAAUAGUCACAUUAGGAUCCAUUCGGACGAUAAGUAUUCUGUGAAACCUUUCAAGUGCACAAUGUGCCCCAAGGAGUUCCGCCAAACUACGACCCUGUCAAACCACCUGAAAAUUCACACAGGUGAAAAACCCUACACUUGUACAUAUUGCAAUAAGAGUUUUAGACAGACAGGAACGCUCUCGAAUCAUAUGAAAAUACAUACCGGCGAAAAACCCUACGAGUGCGCGGUAUGCCGAAAACAGUUUAGACAGUCUAGCACGUUAAAUUCUCAUAUCCGAAUUCACACAGAUGACAAGAUUUGCAAAACGACGUCUUCACCCGUUCCUGUUCCACUACCGGUAACCACCAUCACGAUGAAGCUGGAGGAUUUAAAACCGCUCUACACGAUAAUUUAAUAAGUAUACGAAUCGACCGAGAACAACCAGAAAUCAGCCAAUUCCACUUGUAACGUCAUUUAUCAACAUGCACUACUGAUUCCAUGGCAGAGCUUUGGAAAUGCACAGCAGCUUAUCACCACAGAGGCGUUAAUCCAAUCAAUUUAAAUCAACUUUCACAAAUCGGUUCAUUAUCUUUCUUAAACCCAUAAGCCAAUUGGUUGCUAUUUUGAAUGUAGGAUUUCAGUAGCCUACACUUGGCCGCGGCUAGAAAUGAACGAGUAAUUUUCCUCUUCGGAAUAUGUAUCACUAUUCGCAUCGGUGUUUGUAAAUUCCAUUCAAUUGAUGGGUUGCUCCAACCAAUUCCUGUUAUUUUCCAAUCAAUCACCUUGUAAUCGAAUUAAUUCCGCCGGUGCAUUCGAAAGCCAAAUGAAAACAUUAGCCAACCUGCAUGAGUGCAUCAUCCUUCGUGGGGUCGUCAUGGGAGAGAUUGCGGGCCCGCCUUGGGACCCAUUAAGUUUAAUCAGGCUCACUUCCACGCACAAUAAGGGUUAUCUAAAGUACGUGACGGUAAUGGAAAUGUGGCCAAUGCCAGGUCGCGGGGAACAUCAUUUGGGGUUGCGCGAGAUGUCGAUUCACGGGUAGAAAGCCCGGUGACUGGGCUGGAAACUCAUCUCAUUGAUGGAAAAUGGUCGCCUUAUCAGUAGGUCUGCAAUCGAACGGGUAAUUAUAGCAGGACAAAUUGGAGGCGCAGCCACAUUCGGAUCACAGCUGGUUCGCUGAUGAAGGAUCGCUGAACAAAUAUGAGGAUGGUCAUGUACAGCUCGUAGAUUGGGUUGUGGGGAUGUUCAAGUUAAGUCUAACAACAAAACCUACACUAUGUGUCUGAACUUUGAUGUAGCAAAAUUGCAUGUUUGUCGAUCUUUGGAUUAAUUUCUAUAAUUCUCAAAAGGAAUAUAAUUUCAAAAAGUAGUUACCAAUUGAAUGCUUGUCUGCUUUUGUAUUUGUUUUCCAACUCAGUUACUGCAAAAUUCUGCUUUGCUGUAAAAAAGAGUAUAACUGACACGUUUACGUUCUGUUUAUGUGCAAUUGACAGUUAUACAAAAUCUGUGCAUAUCGUUCAUACUUUCAUACUUUCAUUUUGUUGAAAAUCUACAUCAUCUCUUUAUAAAUUUGUGUUUAUACUCCCAUGCGGGUUUAAACUUGAGUCUGAUAUAUGUACCUAAUUUCUUUUAUAUUAAUUUUAAUGAUUAAUUACAAGCUUUACGCUAGUUGCAUAUUGCCGAAGGUCUGGAAUAAUGAAGCACAGACAAACAGACAUAACACAUUGAACAUUUACUUAUCAAAUUCAUCGUCGUUCAAACACUAACGACAUCUGUUGAUUUCAGUUAGUUGGGCAAAUCACGAACCAGAUGGCGGUAGUGAGCAAACUCGAGCAAAAAUGAUGCGCGCGCCACAAGUGAUCGAUUGGCCAACUAAUGAUUAUUUGAAUUGACCAGUAAAUCAGUGAACGAUGGAAAUUUGAUGAGUGUUAUGUCUGUUUGUCUGUGAAUGAAGUGUAAGCCAUGUCGCUAAUAAU
Molecule: messenger RNA, 2845 nt
Organism: Armigeres subalbatus
Lineage: Eukaryota; Metazoa; Arthropoda; Insecta; Diptera; Culicidae
Product: gastrula zinc finger protein XlCGF8.2DB-like
Exons: 9
Coding region: 508-1287 (259 amino acids)
Biological process (GO): regulation of transcription by RNA polymerase II
Cellular component (GO): nucleus
Molecular function (GO): DNA-binding transcription factor activity, RNA polymerase II-specific
Source: RefSeq, a predicted model, not a curated record